Messenger RNA from Bradysia coprophila, 1119 nucleotides. RefSeq names its product retinol-binding protein pinta-like. Gene Ontology annotation, cellular component: membrane. Gene Ontology annotation, molecular function: phosphatidylinositol bisphosphate binding. Lineage: Eukaryota; Metazoa; Arthropoda; Insecta; Diptera; Sciaridae. The record is from RefSeq and is a predicted model, not a curated record.
ACCAUAUCGAAACAGACGGGGCAUACAUUUUAUAACGUGAAACUAAUCUAAUCAGCAGUCAGUGAUAAAUCCGCAAAAAAAAACUUAGUUGUGGGUUGAGUUGUGCUUAGCAAUCGAAACCAUUACGUGCAUUUUGUAACCAAGAGUGUACAAUUACAAGAAAAUGGUAAACGUUCGACCGCUUCAUCCCAGUCUACAGAAGAAAGCCAUCGACGAGCUGAAUGAGGAUCCAGACAGAAUUCAAAAAGAUUUAGACGCGUUCAGGGAGUGGAUAAAAAAGUCGGCACACAUUAAAUCACGCAAUGACGAUCAGUUCCUGGUUAACUUCUUACGUGGAUGCAAAUUCAGUUUGGAGAGGGCGAAAGAAAAGUUUGAUUUGCAUCACACUAUGAAGACUCAUGUGCCUGAAUUGACGAAAAAUAGAGAUCCGCUAAAUCAAAAGGUUUUGGAUGUUAUAAAGCUAGGUGUUGGAAUUCCGCUCCCAAAUCUCGAAUCUCCCGAUGGCCCCAGAUACUUUCUCAUUCGACCCGGAUGUUAUGAUCCAGAUUUGUAUACUGCCGAGGAUAUAAUGAAAGUGGCAACAAUGGUAGCUGACUUCAUGUUGUGCACAGAUGACAAUUACGUUGUGUCGGGACAAAUUGGAAUCUUAGACUUCACUGGCAUUCGGUUGGCUCACUUAGUGAAAUUUACUCCAACGUUCAUCAAGAAAAUGACAAUGUUGCAGCAAGACGCAGCUCCUAUUCGUCAAAAAGCAUCGCAUUUUGUGAACAUGCCAUCGUUUGCACUGACUGUUUUCAAUCUUUUCCAAUCAUUCGCCAAUGAGAAAAAUAAACGUCGGAUUUUUGUUCAUGGAUCCGAUAUGGAUGCCCUGUAUAAAGAGGUGCCUCGCAAGCUACUACCGAAAGAGUAUGGAGGCGAAGCUGGAUCUAUUCAGGAAAUUAUUGAUAAUUUAGAAAAGACUCUGAUUGAAAACAGGGAAUUCUUCAUCGAAGAUGAUAAUUACGGUGUUGACGAGAAAAGACGAGUUGGAAGGCCAAAGAACUCGGAAAGCCUUUUCGGAGUUGAUGGAAGUUUUCGUCAGCUAACUAUUGAUUAAAGUGGAAAAUUUUAGUUUAUCGA